This is a messenger RNA of Pyricularia grisea, 1428 nucleotides long. RefSeq lists its product as uncharacterized. The transcript is spliced from 3 exons. Bases 1 to 1428 code for a protein of 475 amino acids. The record is from RefSeq and is a predicted model, not a curated record. NCBI's taxonomy places the organism in Eukaryota, Fungi, Ascomycota, Sordariomycetes, Magnaporthales, Pyriculariaceae.
AUGAAAGGUCGUGAUAUUCUUGCUUGGCUCUCUGUCCAGCACGAUACUCUCCCGCAGCCUCAGAUCCGCAAACGCAAACGCACUCAGGGUCUCCAGACUCCGCCGCCAGACAGCACCAGCUCCAUUGGCACGAUGGAUACGCCAGCAAAACGCACCGCCACGCAUAUCGACGAAGAUCAGGAGACUCCACGGGCCUCACGGUCAUACCCGGCAGGAGGAUCGCUGCCCUCGACAUCCUCAAGAACGAGCCAACGCAGUCGCGCGUCUCCGUCCAAAAGAAGGAGGGAGGUGGAAUCUAUGGAGAGGUUGUCCUUGCGCACCAGGUCCUUUUCCACGAAGAAGCCUAAUGAUCUCCCAGAGACUUUAAAGAUUAUACUCCGCGAUCUCACACAGGCCAGUAAAGGGAGGCGCAUCAUUUCUUGGUCCCGGCGUAAGGAGAUUCCCUGUACAGAGGACAGCAUCGAAGAUUGGCAUUUCCUUCCUUGCGAUUCAGAAGAAGCCGAGUCCCCAUCCUUUAAAGAUGUCUGUAAGAUCCAAAAAAGGGCUGGUAAAUAUGCCGAAGCGUCUUAUGACGAAGCGGCUUGGACCGCGGGGGUUGUUUUCCCCCUGCUUGAAUUAGCGAUACCCGAUGACGAACAGCUAGUUCGGGUGCCUUGUACGUCGGCGAGAGUUGUUGAUAGGGAUUUGCUGCCUCCAGCCUACGCCAGCGGCAAGAUGGUUGACAUUUGCCUUGCGAUCGACCCAUCGUGGACCCCACAAAGCAACGAAGUUACCUCCCCUUCCACCGCCACAACAACCUCUGGCGUCGACUCCAACAUCGAUAACGGAGCAAGAGUCGCCGAUUCCCUACGCAUGAUACAAAGGCAUCAGCCUUUCAAGACUGUUAACCACACGGAUUACCAACCUUUAUCAGAAUCCCCCAUCGCGCUGAGUAUCGAAAUCAAGCGUCCGAGCGGCGAUAGCGAAGAGGCCCAAAGGCAGCUGGCUGUUUGGCAAUACGCACAUUGGAACAUGCUGCAGCUUUUGGCCUCAACCAAGAUUGACGGUCGUCUCUCAACGUUGGAAGGACUAUCCUUUCUUCCAGGUAUUUACAUUGUCGGACACAAGUGGGAAUUUUCGGCAACAAUUCGCAAUAAUACUGGGGAAGUGGUUCAGUGGAUAGACUGCCCUCUGGGCAGCACAGAAACUGCUCACGGCAUUUAUGCCAUUAUUUGGGGGCUGCGUCGCAUCGCCCAGUACCUUGCCCAGCGCUUAUCGAUUAGCGAUACAACCUCCGACGCGUCACCACCGACGCGCCACAAGCUAUGCCCCCAGAUCCUCAAUCAGUUCGACCAUGUUUCGUCCGUGCACGAGGCCCACCCGGCCAAUCACGCCGCUCGCCUCAAUCUAUUCGACUUGGAGAAUGUGGGAAGCCAUGAGAAAGUAUAG